This is a messenger RNA of Hibiscus syriacus, 2199 nucleotides long. RefSeq lists its product as uncharacterized. The record is from RefSeq and is a predicted model, not a curated record. The transcript has 7 exons. Lineage: Eukaryota; Viridiplantae; Streptophyta; Magnoliopsida; Malvales; Malvaceae. The coding region runs from base 136 to 1746 and encodes 536 amino acids.
GGGUUUCAGACUCUCCGAAAUUCGCUCUCUUUCCUCAAAAAUUUCGAUUCGAGAAAUCUUUUUUGAAGCUAGAUUUUUUUUUUCAGCGAGUUUUUCGGUUAGAAAUUGGGAAAAUCGGGACUUCGCUUAGAUUGGAUGACGCAGUUGAUGAGAUCGGGAAAUCCGACGCCGGAACCCGAAGCUUGCCGGGAGAAGGCGCCGGUUAAAUUGGAGAUCGUGGAGGAUUCUUUAGAGGAAAAACAUGGACCUGUUAAUAAACGGUCCAAACUUUCUCGAAAUCUUGAACAGUGGAACUGCGAUGCCAAUGCUUUCCCGAUCCCACCAGCGCAAUACAAUCCGUUGGAUGAACCGAGCCCACUUGGUUUGAAGCUAAGGAAGAGUCCUUCACUUUUGGAUUUGAUCCAAAUGCGUCUCUCUCAAUCACAAACCAGUGGCUCAGCUGCCGAAGCUGAAAAUUCCAAUUCUGGAGUAAAAAGGGAGAUUAAAGCUGAUGCCGCUACCGAUAAGCUUAAAGCCUCGAAUUUUCCAGCUUCUAUUCUUCGAAUCGGCCACUGGGAGUAUAAGUCGAGGUAUGAAGGGGAUUUAGUUGCCAAGUGUUAUUUUGCAAAGCAUAAGCUUGUUUGGGAGGUGUUGGAAGGUGGGCUUAAGAGUAAGAUUGAAAUACAAUGGUCCGAUAUUAUGGCUAUUAAGGCAAAUUGUCCUGAGAAUGGACCCGGGACUUUGAAUGUUGUGCUGGCUAGACAGCCCCUUUUCUUCAGGGAGACUAAUCCACAGCCUCGAAAACACACCUUAUGGCAGACAACAUCAGAUUUUACUGAUGGUCAAGCUAGCAUACAUAGGCAACAUUUUCUGCAGUGCCCCCAAGGUUUGUUGAACAAACAUUUCGAAAAACUGAUCCAGUGUGACAUGCGUUUGAACUGCUUAAGCAGACAGCCAGAGAUAAUUUUGGAUUCACCGUACUUUGAAUCACGGAAUACUGCUUUUGAGGAUCCUGGUGAACGUAAAGGAUCAACUAGCUCUGGCUUCCAGAAUAUGGCAUCGCCUGCUGCAGCUCACUCUUCGUCCUUUGAGAUUGAGAGAGGGGAUUCUGCUGCCAUAACCUCGGAAAACAUUUCCAGGGAAGCUCCAUCCCCUAGUUCAGUGAUAGAUUAUCGUGGCAACGAGGGAAGUGGAGUCUGUGAAGCAGUGGAUUCAAAGGGGCCAAGAAAUUGGGACCAGAUAAAAGUGCCUGGACUUCACCCGUCUAUGUCCAUGAGUGAUCUUAUGAACCAUAUUGGACACCGACUUUCAGAACAUAUGACCUCCGAAAAUCCAUCCUCUGAGAACAGACCAGACUGCCAGGAAAUGCUGGAGGAUAUAGCACAAUACCUUCUCAGUGACACUCAAUUUACAACGGCCUCUGAUGAGAAAUCCCUCAUGUCAAGGGUCAAUUCUCUCUGUUGUCUUCUGCAGGAGGGUACAACCGGCUCAAGCUCACAGGCUAACGGAGAAAAUUACAAUGGACCCGAUGAUGGAGAAGAUGAUCAGCUUAUAAACAAAACUAAUGGCUUUGAGUUCAAUAUUGCAGCCAAGGAUGAUGCAAAAGCUUUCGAAGAUGAAACAAAAGAAGUCUCUAGUGGCAGGCAGGCACCAGGCAUGUCAAGAAAAGACUCGUUUGGUGAAUUGCUGCUUCAUCUUCCCCGAAUCGCUUCUCUCCCGAAGUUCUUGUACAACAUUUCAGAAGAUGGAGAGCGACAAGCCAGAUAAGAUAGUUUUCUUGUCCGUGGACUGUUUAAAACAACUCAUAAAAUAUCAAGGGAAUUCCCCAGUCACCCUCUCUUUAGUUGGAAAAAUGUGAUAUCGCUCGUCUAUUAUAUUAAGGGGUGUGUUGAGGAGGGAUGCUUGCACAAUGGGGUUUUCCAGGAUUCGGAGGAUUCUUUUGAUGAAGAAUCCCAUAUAAGGUCCUCAGGUGGUGGUAGCAAAUAUGUUAUUUGAUGUAAUAUCUAAAGCAGGUUGCUGGUUCUGUUUUAAGUUGCAAGUAAAUUGUUAAUUGAUAUCUGCAGGUUCUCAUUCUCAUUUUCCAUUUUUGAUUCACACCUUUUUUGUUUGAUUGGUUUUGAGAGGAUCCGUGGACAUGCUUUUUAGGAUGUUACAUGUGAAAAGGCAAAAUGUCCACACUGAUGAAGCAUCUUUUGAUCAUUAUUGGUGAGAGACAAAAAG